AUGGGGGUGGGGCUGCAUCCCCAGCGGCACUGUUGCAAGCCCAGGGGGCAUCUGGACAUGAAGCAUGACUUUGUACACCAUAUGCAACAGAACCAGAUUGCCCAGGACGACUACGACAAGAAGGUGAAGCAGGUGGCCAAGAAGAAGGUGAGAAGGUGGCACAUGCCAGUGUCCCUGUGGCCCAGCAAGUCGUACCCGCAGAUGUACCUGUCGUGACGCCGUGAUGGCUACCACCCAAGCAACCCAGACUGUGAAGAGUCCAGUGAAAGCAGCAGUAGUGGUAGCUCCGAGCUGGAGCCUUCUGGCUAUCAGUUCUUCUGCUUAGAAUACAAGGCAAACAGUGGAGAGAUCACCUCAGUUAUUGUGUGUCAGGAUGAUGACCCAGGAAGGGUGAGUGAGGUGUCAGCACACAGGCCUCCGGACCCACCCAUGCGAGAGGCCCUCAAGUUUCGUAUCCAGGAGGAGAUUGCAAAGUACCAGAGCCAGCACAGAGCAGGUUGA
This is a messenger RNA of Carlito syrichta (Philippine tarsier), 501 nucleotides long. It is a transcript of the gene CUNH2orf68, whose product is annotated as chromosome unknown C2orf68 homolog. The record is from RefSeq and is a predicted model, not a curated record. Lineage: Eukaryota; Metazoa; Chordata; Mammalia; Primates; Tarsiidae.